CAUGGGGCAAAAGUAUCUCAAGCCUUCAUACAUUCACCUUUUCAGCUUUCAUUUGUGUUUUCUCGAUGGGAAAACCUUCCACUCAGCAAUGCGCAUUUUUGCGCUAUGGUGUUCCCUUGUUGCUUGUGAUCACCUUUUGUUAUGCUACUUCUGCUGCAGCAACAACUGAAGUUUCAGGGAACACACUGAGCACAAAUGGGAAGCUGGUAAAUGAAGAGCUGACAAAGACAAACCUAAAUGGACAUGAUGAAGAAGAAAAAUUCAAAGGACUUUUUCAUCAUAAACCAUUUUUCAAGAAACCAUUUCCAAUUAUUAAGCCAGUACCAAAACCAUAUCCCAUUGUUAAGCCAAUUCCAAAACCAAUUCCUGUUGUUAAGCCAAUUCCCAUUGUAAAACCAAUUCCCAUUGUUAAGCCAAUUCCAAAACCAAUUCCCGUUGUUAAGCCAAUUCCAAAACCAAUUCCUGUUGUUAAGCCUAUUCCAAUUCCAGUGUAUAAGCCUGUACCAAAGCCUGUUCCCAUUGUUAAGCCUAUUCCUAUUCCUGUAUACAAACAUGUUCCCAUUUAUAAGCCAAUUCCUGUUUUCAAGCCAGUACCAAAACCAGUUCCUAUCAUCAAACCUGUGCCAAAACCUAUUCCAUUUGUUAAACCUAUUCCUAAACUUCCACUUCACCCCAAAUUUGAGAAACCACAUCUACCACAUUUCCCACUUCAUCAUCACAAGCCAAUCAUUCAUAAGCCAAUUCCAACUCCAUAAGAUUAUUGUUUAGAAUAUUUCUACAUAUUCUAUAAACUAUGAUCACUACUGGAACGUUAUCCAUUGUAUUUACAGUAUAGCUACGCCUGUUCUAAGACAAAGCUGGCGUUUCUAUAAUCCUAUAUAUCGUACUCAACUUCUGCAUUGUAUUAGAAUAUUUUGCUCAAUAAUGUUCUCUCUCAGCUUUGCCAUUGUAAAUCAAUUCUACGUAUUAAUUAUUCCAAGAAUGGAAAUUAUUCUCUAUUUUCGGUUUAAAUACUAUUAAUAUUUGUUUUUUUU
Cajanus cajan (pigeon pea) is the source of this 1034-nucleotide messenger RNA. RefSeq lists its product as uncharacterized. NCBI's taxonomy places the organism in Eukaryota, Viridiplantae, Streptophyta, Magnoliopsida, Fabales, Fabaceae. The record is from RefSeq and is a predicted model, not a curated record.